Messenger RNA from Seminavis robusta, 1128 nucleotides. The record is from the annotation of a GenBank genome assembly. NCBI's taxonomy places the organism in Eukaryota, Bacillariophyta, Bacillariophyceae, Naviculales, Naviculaceae.
AUGCUGCCACCGAGCUCUAGGGAUCCAUUUUCCCAAGGAAACAGAAUACCUACCCAUCUGGCAGCAGCCUCCCCUCUGUUGGCCAGUACUUCCAACAAUGGGGCGGCAUGGUGGUGCAUGUCUCUCCUGGCACUGCAGUUUGCCUGUCAACCCAUCUUAACCAAGUCGUUUGUUACCACCAAGCUCGUGCGAACGACCUAUGUUGUGGCACAAGACAUGCUGCGAUUUCUGGUCUGUGCGUGUGUCUUGACUCUCACUUCAAGUUGGUCGCACGUGGCGGGGCAGUGGUCGGUUGCAAGCUCCUUGGUUGGUGCGGGGUUACCUGCCUCUUUAUAUGCCAUUCAGAAUUACUGCAGCCUCAUGGCGUACCAAAACCUUUCGCCAAUAUCUUACAAUGUUCUGAAUCAAACCAAGACUCUGUCGGCUGCCUUUUUCUGUUACGUGCUCCUAGCCAAGGCACAAUCCAAACUGCAGAUAUUGUCUCUCUUACUAUUGUUGGUGUCAGCUCUAGUGAUGGAAGAAGUCCUUCCCAUUCGACCAUUCCUGUUUGCCUCGACAGAGCAACAACAGCAACAAUCCACUGUGACGGCACCAAGCACCAGUCGCAAGAAAGAGAUAUCGCGGAAUCAACAUUUAACCAAGGGAGUUCUCCCCAUCCUUCUUGCUAGUUUAUUAUCUGGCCUGGCGGGCACAUUGAGUCAACAAAGUCUACAAGAACUGGGUCGCAAUCCACUAUUGUUCAGCAUGGAGAUUAGUGUCUUUUCUUCGCUCUUUUUGGUCCUGAGCAUGCUUACGGGUGGCAAUCCUGACGGUCAACGAAUCAAACAGGGCAUUGCCACGGGUUGGACCAAAAAGACGUGGAUCCCUUUGUGUCUCAAUGCCGUGGGCGGCAUCUUGGUAGGACUCGUGACCAAGUAUGCUGGCAGUGUACGAAAGGGGUUUGCAUUGGUGGUGGGCCUGUUGCUUUCGGGUAUUCUGCAAAACAUUAUAGCACUUCGCCAACAAGCCAGUGCUAGCAACAGCAGUGAAGAUUACGAGCAACGGGAUGGAGCCGUUUCCUUGGAGCAAUGGGCUGGUGGUGUGUUGGCAGCCGUUGCUAUUUGGAUGCAUGUAUCCUUUCCAACUUGA